UCAUGCUGCUGCCAGGUCCAGAGUCUCUCAUGGGUCCCUGUACGGCCUCCCAUUGCUGCUGUCUCCAUCGCCACACUCUGCCAUGUGCCACUUUCAGGUCUCCUCACACUGCUGGUGUGUUCCAUUUUUUGUCAUAGGGUGCUGGCAGAUUACGGGCCUCCCAUUGCUGCUGCCAGGCCCGUAAUCUGCCAUGGGCCCCUGUACCGCCUCCUCAUGCUGCUGCCAGGUCCAGAGUGUGUCAUGGGCCCCCCGUACCGACUCCUCAUGCUGCUGCCAGGGCCCGUAAUCUGUCAUGGGCCCCUGUACCGCCUCCUCAUGCUGCUGCCAGGUCCAGAGUGUGUCAUGGGUCCCUGUACGGCCUCCCAUUGCUGCUGCCAGGCCCGUAAUCUGCCAUGGGCCCCCAUACCAACUCCUCAUGCUGCUGCCAGGCCCGUAAUCUGUCAUGGGCCCCUGUACCGCCUCCUCAUGCUGCUGCCAGGUCCAGAGUGUGUCAUGGGUCCCUGUACGGCCUCCCAUUGCUGCUGUCUCCAUCGCCACACUCUGCCAUGUGCCACUUUCAGGUCUCCUCACACUGCUGGCGGUUUCCAUUUUUGUCAUAGGGUGCUGUAUGGCCUCCCAUUGCUGCUGCCUCCACCGCCACACUGUGGCUCCACACUCUGGUUUUGGCCCCGUGACUGCCCAAAUGAGUGAAGUGUGCGGUGAUUCUAAGAUCGACGGCACUCAUCUGCAUGUCAUACUGACUGUCAGUAUUAUUUCUCUUCCCCAGCAGACUCCAAGGGCAUUUAAAUUAAGGGUACAGUGUUCUGCACUAAUAUAA
This is a messenger RNA of Staurois parvus, 817 nucleotides long. NCBI's taxonomy places the organism in Eukaryota, Metazoa, Chordata, Amphibia, Anura, Ranidae. The record is from the annotation of a GenBank genome assembly.